Molecule: messenger RNA, 690 nt
Organism: Hippopotamus amphibius kiboko
Lineage: Eukaryota; Metazoa; Chordata; Mammalia; Artiodactyla; Hippopotamidae
Product: high mobility group protein B3-like
Exons: 1
Coding region: 85-690 (201 amino acids)
Biological process (GO): regulation of transcription by RNA polymerase II
Cellular component (GO): nucleus
Molecular function (GO): DNA binding, bending
Source: RefSeq, a predicted model, not a curated record
UGGAGGCAGCUAGCGCGAGGCUGUGGAGCGCUGAGCCGCGCGUCGUGCCCUGCGCUGCCCAGACUAGCGAACAAUACAGUCAAGAUGGCUAAAGGUGAUCCCAAGAAACCAAAGGGCAAGAUGUCUGCUUAUGCCUUCUUUGUGCAGACAUGCAGAGAGGAACAUAAGAAGAAAAACCCUGAGGUUCCUGUCAAUUUUAAAGAGUUUUCCAAGAAGUGCUCUGAGAGGUGGAAGACGAUGUCUGGGAAAAAGAAGUCUAAAUUUGAUGAAAUGGCAAAAGCAGAUAAAGUGCGCUAUGAUCGGGAAAUGAAGGAUUACGGACCAGCUGAGGGAGGCAAGAAGAAGAAGGACCCUAACGCCCCCAAGAGGCCACCGUCUGGAUUUUUCCUGUUCUUUUCCGAAUUCCGCCCCAAGAUCAAAUCUACAAACCCUGGCAUCUCUAUUGGAGAUGUGACAAAGAAGCUGGGCGAGAUGUGGAAUAACUUAAGUGACAGCGAGAAGCAGCCAUACAUCAACAAGGCAGCAAAGCUGAAGGAGAAGUAUGAGAAGGAUGUCGCAGACUAUAAGUCUAAAGGGAAGUUUGAUGGUGCCAAGGGUCCUGCUAAAGUUGCCCGGAAAAAGGUGGAAGAGGAAGAUGAAGACGACAAGGAGGACGAGGAGGAGCAGGAGGAGGAGGAGGAGGAUAAAUAA